AGGAAGAAGAAGAGAGCUUUUCAAACUUGAACCAUAUCAAAAAAAAAAAAAAAAAAUCUCUGCUCCUUCUGUAAAAUCUUUUUGCUAUGGAGGAGGAUUCGAGUUUUAAUCAGAAUCCACCUCAAUCAGAUUUCUCCAUCUCUGCGAAGAUAGAUUCGUUUCAGAAGUCGCUAGAACAACCACCGCCGCCGACUUCCCCGGUGAAAUCUUCUCAAGAAUCAGCGACGGAAGUCACUCCGCCGCAGAAACCACCGCUUCACCGAUUUGUUCACAACCAACUUCAUAUGAAUCAAUCAGGAGGAAACUGUCGAGUGAGCGACCAAGAUCCAUUGACGACCUCACGAGUACAGACAGAACUUGAAUCGAUAGAUAAUACUCCAAAUAAACAACAGAAACGUUGCAAUUGUAAAAACUCAAAGUGCUUGAAGCUGUAUUGCGAAUGUUUUGCGUCUGGAUCUUAUUGUAACGGUAGUUGCAACUGUUUGAAUUGUCACAACAAUUUGGAUAAAGAGAAUUCAAGACAAGAAGCUGUCACGACGAUCUUGGAGCGUAAUCCGGAUGCGUUUAAGCCCAAGAUUGCUGGUAGUCCUCAUGGAAUUAAAGAUUUGCAGGAGAAUGCGCGGAAAAUGCUGCUUCUUGGAAAGCACAGUAAAGGAUGCCACUGCAAGAAAUCAGGAUGCCUCAAGAAGUACUGUGAGUGUUACCAGGCGAAUGUCCUGUGUUCAGAGAAUUGUAGAUGUCAAGAUUGCAAGAAUUUCGAAGGAAGCGAAGAAAGAAAUGCUCUUCUUCAUGGACCUCAGGUCUCAGAAAACUACAUACAACAGACGACCAAUGCUGCUGUUAACCGCGCCAUCGACAUGUCUGGUUAUCUUAACCCUCCUGAAUCAAGAAAGAGAAAGAGCAAGGACGCUUUACAUUCACUCGUUGUCCAGAAUCAGAGGGCAAACCACGUUGUAAGAAAUGGUGACACUUCUCUUUUUUCACUCCCUAACGACAAGGCGGUAUCUGGAUAUACCACAUGUGCUUACAGGUCUUCUCUGUCAAAUAUUAUCCAACCACAUCAUGUCAGAGAGCUAUGUUCGCUUUUGGUCUCAAAAUCAGUGGAUGUGGCAAAUAAAUUAUCAGGUGCCAAAUGUGAAACAAACAAAAGGAAAGAUCCUUCACGUGAUCCAGCCCAAAGAGGUGCUAAUGUUAUCAACGACUCUCCAGAUUGUGUCCUUGAUACUAAUAGAAUAGAAGAGAAGCCUUUAUCUCCAGCAACACGUGCAUUGAUGUGUGACGAAGAACAUGAGAUCGGCUCAGAGAAAGAUACGUUUGCCAGAGUGAAAACAAGCCAAGAGAAAGAAGACACAGACACAAGCUCGGAGGUUUACUUAGAACAAGAACGACAGAUCUUGUCAAGCUUUAGGGACUAUCUCAUUCAACUCUCAAACCGUGGGAGCUUAAAUGGAAGAAAUACCAAAGCCGACACAAAUCCAAGUUGAAAGGAACCAGAUGAUGAAGAGCAAAGCCAUCUAGACUCAAAUUAGUUUUUGGGGGUAAUAAUAAUGCUUAGGGGGAAAUUUCUGACAAAAAACUUUAGGAUCUAACUCAUUUUUUCUAUUUUUUUUAAUUCAUAAUUUAAAAAUAGUAUGAAGGUUUUAAAAUUGUCACCUAGCUUUGUAAAAAAACAUGUACAGUAUAACCUCUAUAAAUUAAUACUCUUUAAAUUAA
This is a messenger RNA of Camelina sativa (false flax), 1713 nucleotides long. Its product is annotated as protein tesmin/TSO1-like CXC 7. Gene Ontology annotation, biological process: regulation of DNA-templated transcription. NCBI's taxonomy places the organism in Eukaryota, Viridiplantae, Streptophyta, Magnoliopsida, Brassicales, Brassicaceae. Gene Ontology annotation, cellular component: nucleus. The record is from RefSeq and is a predicted model, not a curated record.